Lathyrus sativus (Indian pea) is the source of this 1488-nucleotide messenger RNA. The record is from the annotation of a GenBank genome assembly. Lineage: Eukaryota; Viridiplantae; Streptophyta; Magnoliopsida; Fabales; Fabaceae.
AUGGCUUCAACUUCAGCCAACACAUUAUGUUUACACUUUCUGUUAAUGUUACUGCUUUGUUCAUUCAAUCUUCAACCAAGUUUUGGUUUCAGUUCACAAGAGUACCAUGAGGCUCUUGAAAAAUCUAUUCUGUUCUUUGAAGGACAACGCUCUGGAAGAUUACCAUCUAACCAGAGACUAACAUGGAGGGGAGAUUCUGGAUUAUCAGAUGGCUCUUCUUACCAUGUGGACUUAGUUGGUGGUUAUUAUGAUGCUGGUGACAAUGUGAAGUUUGGGCUUCCAAUGGCAUUUACUACAACAUUAUUAGCAUGGAGUGUCAUUGAAUUUGGAAGCUCAAUGCAUGAUCAGAUUGACAAUGCUAGAGAAGCUAUCCGGUGGAGUGCGGAUUAUCUUCUUAAGGCCGCCACCACAACUCCAGACACAUUAUAUGUCCAGGUUGGAGAACCUAACUUAGAUCAUAGGUGUUGGGAAAGGCCGGAGGAUAUGGACACUCCGCGGAAUGUGUAUAAGGUAUCCCCUCAAAACCCGGGUUCUGAUGUCGCGGCCGAGACAGCAGCUGCAUUGGCAGCUUCAUCAUUAGUAUUCAAAGACUCAGAUCCAGCCUAUUCCUCCAAAUUACUUCAAGCAGCUAUCAAUGUAUUCAAUUUCGCAGACCGUUACAGAGGCUCUUACAGUGACUCUCUAAAUUCUAUUGUCUGUCCAUUUUACUGCUCCUACUCUGGAUAUCAUGAUGAGUUACUUUGGGGUGCAUCAUGGAUUUACAAAGCUUCUGGAAUAAAUUCCUACAUGGAGUUCAUACAAUCCAACGGUCACAUAUUAGGUGCUGAUGAUGAUGGUUACACUUUCAGUUGGGAUGACAAACGACCUGGAACUAAAAUCUUACUUUCAAAGGAUUUCUUGGAGAAAGAUUCUGAAGAGUUUCAGUUAUACAAGGCACAUGCAGACAAUUACAUUUGUGCUCUAGUACCAGGAACUCCUGGUUUUCAGGCUAAAUACACCCCAGGGGGUGUUCUGUACAAAGAUAGUUCAAGCGAUUUACAGUAUGUGACAUCUACGUCUUUCCUUCUCUUAACAUACGCAAAGUAUCUCAACUCAAAUGGAGGUGCUGUCUCGUGUGGAACAUCAAAAAUCAAAGGACAAAACCUAAUCAACUUGGCAAAGAAACAAGUAGAUUACAUUUUGGGGAAUAAUCCAAAAGAGAUGUCUUAUAUGGUUGGUUUUGGAGAGAGGUAUCCAAAUCAUAUUCAUCAUAGAGGUUCCUCUUUACCUUCCAUUGAACAGCAGCCUCAGAAGAUUUCUUGUAACAAUGGAUUUCAAUACCUGAAUUCAGGGUCACCAAAUCCAAAUGUUCUUGUUGGAGCCGUUGUUGGUGGUCCAGAUAGCAGUGACAAUUUCUGUGAUGAUAGAAAUAAUUAUCAACAGUCAGAGCCAGCAACUUAUAUUAAUGCACCUUUUGUUGGCGCUCUUGCUUUUUUCUCUGCUCAAUAA